CCUUCUACGCAGUCCUUCGGGCUUUACUUUUAUUCCUUCUCUUCUGCUAUUCUUCUCCUUCUCCCAUCCUCGGUUCUUCAACAAUUUUUCCCCCCCCUCUUCAGGUCCCUCCCACUUUCGCUACUUUCUGGCCAUAUCUACUUACUCCCCCCACACUCACUAUUACUCACCCACUCUCACCCUUGUCUUCUACAUCACAACUCAUCUACUCACUCACUCACCCUCUCUCUAUCUCUGAUUCGACAACCCUAACAACCAUGAAUCCCAACUUCGGCCGGUAUUCCCGGAACUCCCACGUGCGGAACGGACAGCCCACCCCGCCUCCCUACGGUGACAAACGAUGCUUCCAGGAGAUGAAUUCCGGGUCUGCGAUGCAGCAACAUCAGCAACAACAACUCACCCCUCCCUAUGACGACGAAAAGGCUAAGCGGGAGCGAUUCCUGGAACGGAACCGCCUAGCCGCCAGCAAAUGCCGGCAGAAGAAGAAGAAGAUUAACGAGCAGCUGGACCGACGGCACGUCGAGCUCCAAGCUCAGAACACCAAGCUCCACUCGGAAAUUGACGACCUCCGUAGUGAGAUUCUAAGCCUCAAGACCGAGCUGCUGCGGCAUAGCGAUUGUGGGGAUCCCGCUAUCGCUCUCCAUCUCAGUCAGAUGGUCAAGCACAUCACCGCCCUCGACCAUGCCGCUGCGGACCGUCGGGCCAGCGGUCAUCAUCUCGAUAUGAUGGUCAUGGGUGCGGCUGGGCAUGCGUCCACUGGGGCCGGACUGGCAUCCGCCUCGACUGCUUCCCUCACAGCCUCUCCCCCGGGUCUCUCGACCUCCUCGUCCAUGACAUCCCCCACCACCUCCUCCGCUUCCACUACUACGUCCGCUGCCGCUGCCAUGACCUUCGGGUUUGAUAGUCCCUUGCCGAUUGUACCCACCCCCAUCAACAGCGGCAGCAACAACAACAACAAGACCGCAGAUGAUGUCCCACUGGAUCAGGUGCCUGAAUAUCAGUUCUUCAAUGAACUGCUCGACAUGUGAAACGAAUUAUUUUGAUUGAUUGAUUGAUGUCCUAUAUCGUUGCCGGUAUUCGAGCGUGCCCGGCUUCUCCUGCAUAGCGGAAGGCUUACUGAUUGAUUCGUUCUGGGGAUAUGCUUGAUCUUCUUUUUCCCCCCCUAAAAUCCGACGGGAGUUC
This is a messenger RNA of Aspergillus homomorphus CBS 101889, 1182 nucleotides long. It is a transcript of the gene atfB, whose product is annotated as bZIP transcription factor atfB. Gene Ontology annotation, biological process: regulation of transcription by RNA polymerase II. The record is from RefSeq and is a predicted model, not a curated record. Gene Ontology annotation, molecular function: RNA polymerase II cis-regulatory region sequence-specific DNA binding; DNA-binding transcription factor activity, RNA polymerase II-specific. Lineage: Eukaryota; Fungi; Ascomycota; Eurotiomycetes; Eurotiales; Aspergillaceae. The transcript has a single exon. The coding region runs from base 258 to 1028 and encodes 256 amino acids.